Molecule: messenger RNA, 1473 nt
Organism: Macrosiphum euphorbiae (potato aphid)
Lineage: Eukaryota; Metazoa; Arthropoda; Insecta; Hemiptera; Aphididae
Source: the annotation of a GenBank genome assembly
AUGGACAAACGGAAAAUGAUUACAAAAAGAACACGAAUCGAUACAACUAUACGAGGUGCUGGAUCCGGUGCUGGAGCAAUUACCAAUGGUCCUAUACAAACAAGGCCGUUGGUCGCCUUGUUGGACGGCAGAGAUUGUUCAAUAGAAAUGCCCAUACUUAAAGAUGUGGCUACUGUUGCAUUUUGUGAUGCCCAAUCCACUUCUGAAAUCCAUGAAAAGGUAUUAAAUGAAGCUGUAGGUGCUUUAAUGUGGCACACCAUUGUUCUUACAAAAGAAGAUUUAGAAAAAUUUAAAACGCUCAGAAUUAUUGUACGAAUAGGAAGUGGAGUUGAUAAUAUUGAUGUAAAAGCUGCUGGGGAAUUGGGUAUAGCAGUUUGUAAUGUACCUGGUUAUGGAGUAGAAGAAGUGGCAGACACAACACUAUGUUUGAUUUUGAACCUUUACCGUAGAACCUAUUGGUUAGCUCAAAUGGUCAGGGAAGGAAAAAAAUUUACUGGGCCUGAACAAGUACGAGAAGCUGCUCAAGGAUGUGCACGUAUUCGAGGGGAUACUUUAGGAAUUGUUGGCUUGGGUCGUAUCGGCUCAGCAGUUGCAUUAAGAGCUAAAGCGUUUGGCUUUAACGUAAUAUUCUAUGAUCCUUACUUACCUGAUGGAAUUGAAAAGUCUUUAGGCUUGACUCGAGUUUAUACACUUCAAGAUUUAUUGUUCCAAUCUGAUUGUGUAUCGUUGCAUUGUACUCUGAAUGAACAUAAUCACCACCUUAUAAACGAGUUUACCAUUAAACAAAUGAGGCCAGGGGCUUUCCUUGUAAACACAGCUCGAGGUGGAUUAGUUGAUGACGAUGCACUUGCGACAGCAUUGAAACAAGGACGUAUUAGAGCGGCUGCCUUAGAUGUUCAUGAAAAUGAACCUUUUAAUGUACUUCAAGGACCAUUAAAAGACUCUCCAAAUUUACUGUGUACUCCACAUGCUGCAUUUUAUUCUGAUGCUAGUUGUACGGAGCUAAGAGAAAUGGCUGCCAGUGAAAUCCGUAGAGCAAUUGUAGGUCGAAUACCCGAGUGUCUUCGUAAUUGCGUCAACAAAGAGUAUUUUCCUGCUCCGACUACCUAUCCACAUCAAGCAGGAGUGGCAAGCGUCGCAUCAGCAGCCGCUGUAGCUGCAGCAGCUGCCGCAGCAGCUAAUCCUGACGCUAUGAACGGAGGAUAUUAUGCGGGUGCUGGCACAGGAUCUUUACCAGUACAACAAGCACAUUCUACUACUGCACAUGAUAAUGUGCCUGGCUCAGGGUCAGCACCACCACCCCCUUCACAACAAGCACCACCAAGCUCCCAGUCAGCUCCACCCACUUCAGUUAUGCCACAUUCAUUAUUUGUUAACACCCAGCUUCCAUACACUUCUGGACAAAACGACCGUGACAGUACAAAUAAUGUGAGCCAGAGUAGUCCGUCCCUGACGUAUAGGUCUGUUGUUUAA